Helianthus annuus (common sunflower) is the source of this 1188-nucleotide messenger RNA. Its product is annotated as aquaporin PIP2-2. Gene Ontology annotation, molecular function: water channel activity. Lineage: Eukaryota; Viridiplantae; Streptophyta; Magnoliopsida; Asterales; Asteraceae. Gene Ontology annotation, cellular component: plasma membrane. Gene Ontology annotation, biological process: transmembrane transport. The transcript is spliced from 4 exons. The coding region runs from base 85 to 936 and encodes 283 amino acids. The record is from RefSeq and is a predicted model, not a curated record.
CAUUAAAUAGCAAGCUUUCACCACCACACACUUCACACCAAAACACAUCCAUCUCUCCAAAGCAUUUGAUCAUCAACAACAAUCAUGACCAAAGACGUUGAAGUGGCGGAGCACCACGGCGGCAAAGACUACCAUGAUCCACCUCCGGCACCGUUGAUCGACGGCGAAGAGCUCACCAAAUGGUCUUUCUACAGAGCUCUUAUUGCUGAAUUCAUUGCCACACUACUCUUUCUUUAUGUGACCGUUUUGACAGUUAUUGGCUACAAGGUCCAGACUGACCCGAAGUUGGACACUGAUCAGUGUGGUGGUGUUGGUAUCCUUGGUAUCGCAUGGGCUUUCGGUGGCAUGAUCUUUGUUCUUGUUUACUGCACCGCCGGUAUCUCUGGAGGACACAUUAACCCGGCUGUGACAUUCGGGCUAUUCUUGGCAAGAAAGGUGUCAUUGAUCAGGGCAUUAGGGUACAUGGUAGCACAAUGUUUGGGUGCCAUUUGUGGUGUGGGUUUGGUCAAAGCUUUCCAAAGCUCAUACUACAAUAGGUAUGGCGGUGGGGCCAAUGAGUUAGCUGAUGGCUACAACAAAGGCACUGGACUAGGUGCCGAAAUCAUCGGCACCUUUGUUCUUGUGUACACUGUUUUUUCGGCUACUGAUCCUAAGAGAAGCGCUCGCGACUCUCACGUCCCGGUGUUGGCACCAUUGCCCAUAGGGUUUGCAGUCUUCAUGGUACAUUUGGCAACUAUUCCAAUCACUGGUACCGGAAUCAACCCCGCCAGAAGCUUUGGCGCCGCGGUGAUUUACAACAACGAAAAGGCCUGGGAUGAUCAAUGGAUUUUCUGGGUUGGACCCUUCAUUGGCGCAGCCGCGGCAGCGUUCUACCACCAGUUUGUACUAAGAGCAGGGGCCAUUAAAGCACUUGGUUCAUUCAGAAGCAAUGCAUGAUCGAGAGAUGAAAAAUUUAUCCAAUAAAAUUUGAUCAGUCGUUAAAAUGGAUGGAUAUAUGAGGGUCGAUGAUCAAGUGUUAAAUUGUAGAUACAUGUUUUUAUUUCCCGUUGGGAUGUGUAAUUUUUUUUUCUAUUUAUUUUUCAUUUUCAUUGUGAAUCUUGAGUGUUUAAUGUAAGUGGUCUUUUUUCUUUCUUCUGUUAUGUUUUUCUCCAAAAAAAUAUUAUGGGUUUCUUAUUUUUUUUUUUCAAA